GAAAGAUAAAAGAUACGGAUCUCUUGAUUUAUGGUCAAUCUUAGUUCAAAUACCACAUUAACCAGCUCAAGAGCGGUUUAUAGCUACACUGCUGUACGGAAACAGGGCUUUUGAAGAAACUUUACCUAUAGCUGGUUAAUUUCUUCAUUUGGAAUGAAUCACAGAGACUCUAUAAUGGAUCUGAUGUGGCUUUUAUACAUCGCAGCGAAUAUCUGCGCUUUGCUCGCCUCUGCUGAGAGACACACUGUUUUCUGGAAUAGUACCAACUCUAAGUUCCGAUGGGACAACUAUGCGGUUGAGGUACACCUGAACGACUACCUGGACAUCGUUUGUCCUCACUACCCACUGGGCGAAGUGCCGUCACAGGACGCUGAGCGCUACGUGCUCUACAUGGUGGAACGCGAAGACUAUGACACCUGCCGUCCGCAAUCCUACGAUCAGAUGCGUUGGGAAUGCGGCCACCCUUUCGCCCCACACGCGCCCGAGAAGUUCUCCGAGAAGUUCCAGCGCUUCACGCCAUUCACUCUGGGAAAAGAGUUCCGACAGGGCGAGAGCUACUACUACAUCUCCAAACCACUGCACCACCAUGGACAGGAGUGUCUGAGACUCCGGGUGGAUGUAGUUGCUAAUGAUGGUUCUCAAGAAGCCAGGGUUGGCGCAGGAGGCGGAGCCAAGGUGGGCACAGGGGGAGGAGCUCACACACCAUCUAUUCGGUUACCAGCAGAUGAUCCUGUUGUGGCUCUUCCUGAAGUACAGAAAAGCAAGCGGACAAACUCUGCCAUUUCAAUAGCAUCCUGGACUGUCCUCACAACCUUACUCCCCAUUUUAUUAUUACUGGUCUUACAGUGAGAUGAACAUUGGACUAAAUUACACUUACAAAAGACUAUAAUGACAGCGGCCUGUGUUGAUGGAAGCACACAGGGGUAGCUCUUUACAUCCCAGUGCUGGCCAUUGGGAGACGCACGCGUACAGGAAGUGGAGCUCUCACACCGCUGGUGCCGGUGGAGAAGCGUAACUGGAAUGACGAGAUCUUUGAACAUUCUGACACUUCUAAAGAAACAAAAUGAGACGUCAGUAUUUUUCUGGAAAUAUUGUUCAUGCAAAGGGAAUUUUUCUCAUAUAAAUGCCGGACUACACAAAACCUGGAUAAGAACAAACUGAAACGGUAAUGCAGAAUUUGAAAUAGCACGUACUUUAAAUAUGGACAACCCAUUUAUUUGAGUGUCAUAAUGAGGGGACGUAAGCCAAGAUUGAGCCAAAGACCACAGAGCUUCUCACGGAGGAGCAGAGCGAUCAACCCUUUCAUUGUUUUCUCAUGUUUUGUUGAUCCAGAGAAAUAAUUGAG
Molecule: messenger RNA, 1345 nt
Organism: Sinocyclocheilus rhinocerous
Lineage: Eukaryota; Metazoa; Chordata; Actinopteri; Cypriniformes; Cyprinidae
Product: ephrin-A1-like
Exons: 5
Coding region: 154-849 (231 amino acids)
Biological process (GO): axon guidance; ephrin receptor signaling pathway
Cellular component (GO): plasma membrane
Molecular function (GO): ephrin receptor binding
Source: RefSeq, a predicted model, not a curated record